Messenger RNA from Eleginops maclovinus (Patagonian blennie), 1075 nucleotides. RefSeq names its product opsin 8, group member b (gene opn8b). Gene Ontology annotation, biological process: G protein-coupled receptor signaling pathway; cellular response to light stimulus; visual perception. NCBI's taxonomy places the organism in Eukaryota, Metazoa, Chordata, Actinopteri, Perciformes, Eleginopidae. The transcript is spliced from 4 exons. Gene Ontology annotation, cellular component: plasma membrane. The record is from RefSeq and is a predicted model, not a curated record. Bases 59 to 1075 code for a protein of 338 amino acids. Gene Ontology annotation, molecular function: G protein-coupled photoreceptor activity.
UCCAUCCCAAAGAAGGAUAAUUUCUUCUCUGUUUUACUUCUGUUCUUUUGAAGUAGCAAUGGAUAUCUACAGCUCAACGCUAUCACCGGCCCUGGACAUUCUCACAGGAUGUUAUCUGCUGGUUAUAGCUGUUCUCUCCAUCGUGGGAAACCUGCUUGUUCUCAUCAUGGCAGUCAAAAGGUCAUCAAGGAUGAAACCACCAGAGCUGCUGAGUGUGAAUCUUGCCGUGACAGACCUGGGAGCAGCUGUUGCCAUGUACCCACUCUCUGUGGCCGCGGCCUGGAACCACCACUGGCUCGGGGGAGAUGCUUCCUGUUUAUACUACGCUCUGGCAGGGUUUUUCUUCGGGAUCGCCAGCAUAAUGAACCUGACUAUAAUGGCAAUAGUGCGCUUAAUUGUGUCCCUCAAUCUGCAGUCACCCAAUCAGAAAAUCAGCUGGAGAAAGGUGAAGAUUCUAUGUCUCUGGAUCUGGCUGUAUGGUCUGAUCUGGGCCCUGUUCCCCAUCCUGGGAUGGGGACGCUACGGCCCGGAGCCUUUCGGCCUGUCCUGCUCUCUUGCCUGGGGACUAAUGAAAGAUGAGGGUUUCACCUUCGUCGUCACUUUAUUCUGCUUCAACCUUGUCCUGCCCAGUCUCCUCAUACUCUGCUGUUACUUUGGCAUAGCCAUCAAGCUCUUUUUUACCUACAAAAGGUCAAUUAACAACACCCACCGAGUUCCAAAUAAUGUCAAGCUCCAUCGAAGGCUGUUGGUGAUUGCUGUGCUCAUCAGCUUUGGCUUUAUAGUCUGCUGGACGCCCUACGCCACAGUAAGCCUGUGGUCUAUUUUGGGGGACAGCAGCACCAUUCCACCUGAAGUCAGUCUCCUCCCGUGCAUGUUUGCAAAGAGCUCCACUGUGUACAAUCCUUUGAUCUACUACAUCUUCAGCAAGAGCUUCAGAAGGGAGGUGAAGCAGCUGGGCUCGUGGUGCCUCAGCUUUAGCCCAUGCCAUGUCUCCAACACCCUCAAUGACAACACCAUUGAUAUGAGUCAUGCUGGCGGCAAGACCAACGUAGAAGUACUGUCCACUUUGCAGUAG